This is a messenger RNA of Rhopalosiphum padi (bird cherry-oat aphid), 1620 nucleotides long. RefSeq lists its product as uncharacterized. NCBI's taxonomy places the organism in Eukaryota, Metazoa, Arthropoda, Insecta, Hemiptera, Aphididae. Gene Ontology annotation, molecular function: protein dimerization activity. The record is from RefSeq and is a predicted model, not a curated record. The coding region runs from base 1 to 1620 and encodes 539 amino acids. The transcript is spliced from 4 exons.
AUGAAUAAAAAAGGUCAUAAAAGAAGCUUUCAAAUUGAAUGGCUAAAUAAGCACAACUGGUUAGCUUAUAGUCGUAAUAGAGAAGGAGCGUUUUGUAAAGUAUGUGUACUUUUUGGACCAAAGUUUGGUGGGAUUGGAGGACAAAGGCUUGGGGUCUUAAAAGAAAUUCCUAUGAUAAAAUACAAAGAUGCUUUACACGAUUUUAAGAUACAUAUGGAAAGAGAAUAUCAUAAAACAGCAAUUGUGCGAUCUUUAGAAUUUAUAAAAUGUUUUAAAGGCAAACAAAAAACAAUAGAAAUUCAACUUGAUGACCAACUAAAUGAAACUGUCAAACAAAAUAAAAAGAAGUUAAUUCCUAUAUUUAAAACAAUUAUUUUCUGUGGUCGUCAUAAUAUAUCUAUAAGGGGGCAUAGAGACGAUGUUAAUUUAUCAAAUCUGAUUUCAAAUGACCAAGCAAAAAAUAAUUUUAAUAUUGGAAUAUUCAAAGAAUUGUUGAUGUUCAGAAUAGACGCGGGCGAUGUAUAUCUUCGCAAUCACUUAGAAUCGGCUCCAAAAAAUGCAACAUUUGUUAGUAAAACUAUUCAAAAUAAUUUGAUCGAUAUAUGUGGCUCGAUUACCACAGACAAAUUAAUAAAAGAGGUGAAUGAAUGUAAAUUUUUUUCAAUUUUAUGUGAUGAAACUUCUGAUUUAUCACACAUUGAGCAAAUGAGUUUAUCGAUUAGAUAUGUUGAUUUAAAAUCAUGCUUGAUAAAAGCAAAUUUUAUUUGCUUUGUUUCGGUUUAUGAAUGUACUGGUGAAAAUUUAGCAAAUACAAUCGUCCAAAAAUUAAAAGAAAUUGGUUUAAGUUUGGAAUUUUUACGAGGGCAGGGAUAUGAUGGUGGAGCAAAUAUGUCUGUCAAAGAAGUAUCUAACUUUGUGCGUGAUUCUCCCAAAAGAGUUGAUUUAUUUAAAAAAAAAAUAAAUGAAAUUUUACCUUCAUCAAAAUCAGUUUUGCUAGUGAAGUUGUGUGAAACUAGAUGGGUAGAAUCUCACGAGGCAAUUAUUCGGUUUUCCGAUAUGCUUAUACCUAUUGUACAAUUUUUGGAAGACAUGACAGUUAAUACGGAUGGAAAUAUACUUUCUAAAUGUAACGGACUUCUUCAUUCAAUAUUGACUUUUGAAUUUAUUUUGGCCUUAGAAGUAGCAGUAGAAAUAUUGUCUUUGACUUUGCCAAUAUCACAAGGUGCCACUUUUUAUGAAGCAGAUUUGCCUGGAUCCAUAGACGAAUUAAAAGGUGAAAUUGCAUUGUGGCAGCUGCAUUGGACUCAACAACCAGUAAAAAAGGAAAAAAUAAAUACAGCAAUAGACGCAUUCAAAGAAACUGAAGAUGGGUAUUUUCCAAACAUUCGUCAACUUUUACUAAUUUUAGCAAUAUUACCAGUAACAACAUCGACAAGUGAGAGGUCUUUCUCAACGCUAAAACGCAUAAAAACAUACCUGAGAACAACAAUGGGGGAAAACCGUUUAAACGGGUUAGCUUUGCUUAAUAUCCAUAAACAAAUUGAUGUAAAACCUGAAGAAGUGUUAGAUAUGUUUUCAAAAUCUAAUCCUAGGAAAUUACAAUUAUCUUUAUCGUUAUAA